AUACCAUCAUCAUCUCGCAGAAGAUCAGGCCCGUAAGAAGGUGAAAAUAAAUUUCCUAAAUUGAAAUUUCAUUAGCACAAAACGAUAAUCCUUGCCUUCUGCUUAUAAGCUCACUGUGUUGAAAUAGCUUCUUCAUUUUCAAUAAAAAAUGAUGCGUUGAAGAUCUAAUUUCUCCAACCUCAGAAGAAAACUGCUUCACUUUCACAAACCGGCCUCUCGUCUCGAAGGAUCUGAUCGUUCGAGAAAACUAGCAAGAAAUGGAGAAGUCCUGUACUCUUCUUAUUCACUUUGACAAAGGAACACCUGCAAUUGCCAAUGAGAUUAAGGAAGCGCUUGAAGGAAAUGAUGUUCCUGCAAAGAUUGAUGCCAUGAAGAAAGCAAUUAUGCUUUUGUUGAAUGGUGAAACCCUCAUCCAGCUUUUUAUCACCAUUGUUAGAUAUGUUUUGCCUUCGGAGGAUCACACUGUCCAAAAACUGUUGCUUCUAUACUUGGAGAUAAUCGAGAAAACUGAUGCAAAUGGGAGGGUGUUACCUGAAAUGAUCUUGAUAUGCCAAAAUUUGAGGAACAAUCUUCAACAUCCAAAUGAAUAUAUUCGUGGUGUAACCUUGAGGUUUCUCUGUCGCUUGAAUGAGACGGAGAUUAUUGAGCCCCUAAUCCCUUCAGUUUUGCAAAAUCUGGAGCAUCGGCAUCCAUUUAUUCGGAGGAAUGCUAUAUUAGCUGUCAUGUCCAUAUAUAAACUUCCACAAGGUGAGCAGCUCUUGGUUGAUGCACCUGAUAUGAUUGAGAAGGUCCUUUCUACAGAGCAGGAUCCAUCUGCCAAGCGAAAUGCAUUUCUUAUGCUCUUUACUUGCGCACAAGAUCGAGCCAUUAAUUACCUUCUGACCCAUGUUGAUAGGGUUUCUGAAUGGGGUGAAUUGCUUCAGAUGGUUGUGUUGGAGCUGAUUCGUAAGGUUUGCAGAACAAACCGUGGGGAGAAAGGGAAGUAUAUCAAGAUUAUUAUAUCUUUAUUAAAUGCCCCAUCAACUGCAGUUAUUUAUGAGUGUGCUGGCACCCUUGUUUCUCUGUCAUCUGCUCCCACUGCUAUUAGGGCUGCUGCCAACACUUACUGUCAGCUUCUUCUUUCACAAAGUGACAACAAUGUGAAGCUUAUUGUGCUAGAUCGGCUGAAUGAGCUCAAGUCUUCUCAUAGAGAUAUUAUGGUUGAUUUAAUCAUGGAUGUGCUUAGGGCACUUUCGAGCCCAAAUCUUGACAUCCGGAAGAAGACACUCGAUAUUGUUCUUGAGUUGAUAACUCCCCAAAAUAUCAAUGAGGUUGUUCUUAUGUUGAAGAAGGAAGUUGUGAAGACUCAAAGUGGAGAGCUUGAGAAGAAUGGAGAAUACAGACAAAUGCUUAUUCAAGCUAUUCAUUCCUGUGCAAUCAAGUUCCCAGAAGUUGCAAGCAUAAUUUUGCAUCUGCUGAUGGAUUUCUUGGGAGACAGUAAUGUUGCUUCAGCUAUUGAUGUCGUGGUUUUUGUUCGGGAAAUAAUUGAAACCAAUCCUAAACUUAGGGUAUCCAUUAUAACGAGGCUGUUGGACACAUUCUAUCAGAUCCGAGCUGCACGGGUUUGCUUCUGUGCCCUUUGGAUUAUUGGAGAAUAUUGCCUUUCACUGUCUGAAGUUGAGAGUGGCUUAGCAACCAUCAAGCAGUGUCUUGGAGAGCUACCUUUCUACUCUGUUUCUGAGGAAGGAGAAGCUACUGAUGCUUCAAAGAAAACUCCACAAGCUAACUCCAUUACUGUCUCUUCAAGGAGACCAGCUAUUCUUGCUGAUGGUACUUAUGCAACCCAGAGUGCUGCCUCCGAAACUGCUUUCUCCCCUCCUACCAUCGUUCAGGGAUCAUUGGCUUGUGGGAAUCUCAGAUCUCUUCUCCUCUCUGGCGAUUUUUUCCUCGGGGCAGUUGUUGCUUGCACAUUGACUAAACUUGUUCUGAGAUUAGAAGAGGUGCAGCCAUCAAAAAUUGAAGUUAACAAAGCAACCACACGGACAUUGCUGAUCAUGGUCUCUAUGCUGCAAUUAGGACAAUCUCCUGUUCUUCCACACCCAAUUGAUAAUGAUUCUUAUGAUAGGAUUGUUCUGUGCAUGAGAUUGUUGUGCAAUACUGGUGAUGAGAUGAGGAAAAUAUGGUUGCAGUCUUGCCAUCAGAGUUUUGUUAAAAUGCUUUCAGAGAAACAGUUGCGAGAAACUGAGGAAUUAAAGGCAAAGGCUCAAGUUUCUAAUGCACAACCAGAUGACCUUAUUGACUUCUACCAUUUAAAGAGUCGGAAGGGAAUGAGCCAGCUGGAAUUGGAGGAUGAGGUUCAAGAUGAUUUGAAACGUGCAACUGGAGAGUUUGUCAAUGAUGCAGAUGAUGCAAAUAAGCUUAAUCACAUUCUUCAACUGACUGGAUUUAGUGACCCAGUAUAUGCUGAAGCAUAUGUCACUGUCCAUCACUAUGAUAUUGUUCUUGAUGUCAUGGUUAUCAAUCGAACCAAGGAAACUCUUCAGAAUUUGUGCUUAGAGUUGGCAACUAUGGGUGAUCUGAAACUCGUGGAGCAUCCACAAAACUAUAACCUAGGUCCUGAGUCUAGCAAGCAAAUAAAGGCCAACAUCAAGGUGUCUUCAACUGAGACUGGUGUCAUAUUUGGAAACAUUGUUUAUGAGACUUCAAAUGUGCUUGAAAGAACUGUUGUUGUUCUUAAUGACAUUCAUAUUGAUAUCAUGGACUAUAUUUCUCCUGCCGUUUGUACUGAUGCUGCAUUCAGAACUAUGUGGGCAGAAUUUGAGUGGGAAAACAAGGUUGCUGUUAACACUGUAAUUAAAGAUGAGAAGAAAUUCCUUGACCAUGUUAUCAAGUCAACCAACAUGAAAUGUCUCACUGCACCAUCUGCACUAGAUGGUGAAUGUGGAUUCCUGGCAGCAAACUUGUAUGCAAAAAGCGUGUUUGGGGAGGAUGCCUUGGUAAAUGUGAGCAUUGAGAAACAAGCAGAUGGGAAGCUUAGUGGGUACAUCAGGAUAAGGAGCAAGACCCAGGGGAUUGCCCUUAGUCUUGGGGCUAAGAUCACUCUAAAACAAAAGGGAGGCAGUUGAUUUGCAGUAUUUCAACAUCAUUUGUUUCAUCAAUACUGAUAAAUUUCUUUCAUGUUCAAACUUGGAACCAGAAAGUAAAAGCAUUCAAGUAUAACCGAGCACGGUUAAAAACCUUGCCUACUGCAAGAUGAAUUAUGAGGAACUACGCUCAUAUUUAUUUCUGUACGGUAAACUCUGUAGUCGGCAACCAUACUUGGUUUUAUGCCUUGUUAUAAGAGCAUAAAACUCAAAAGCUAGAUGUGAAAACAAGGAUUACUCUUUGUUUCAUCAGAAAAGCACGACUUUUUUGAGUCUUUGAACUCUGCACAGAUUGCAGGCUGAGUGAAUUUGCCUUUGAGUCUCGUAUUUUAUAUGGGCGGAACAAGAAAUCUUGCGCAAGUCGUUUGCGAUGUUCCAGAAAUCUUAGAUGGACAAAACAAGCCAAGCUAUGUUUAGAGCUGCAAUGUGUCGUUUCAAUGCUGUAUAUAAAAAAAAUUCAACUCAGAAUCAUGGUGCGCAAAAAAAAAAAAAAAAUAGUUUCAACAGAUUGAAGAGACCCAUAUUGAUUAGGUUAAACUAUGCAAAUAGCUCUUGUGCUUAUAUGAAAUUUGAACUUUAAUUCUUAUAUAAUAAUAUGUAGAAAUUAGACUUUC
This is a messenger RNA of Durio zibethinus, 3736 nucleotides long. RefSeq names its product coatomer subunit beta-1-like. Gene Ontology annotation, cellular component: COPI vesicle coat; cytoplasm. Gene Ontology annotation, biological process: intra-Golgi vesicle-mediated transport; endoplasmic reticulum to Golgi vesicle-mediated transport; intracellular protein transport. The record is from RefSeq and is a predicted model, not a curated record. Gene Ontology annotation, molecular function: structural molecule activity. Lineage: Eukaryota; Viridiplantae; Streptophyta; Magnoliopsida; Malvales; Malvaceae.